Stylophora pistillata is the source of this 5694-nucleotide messenger RNA. RefSeq names its product protein sidekick-1. Gene Ontology annotation, molecular function: cytokine binding; cytokine receptor activity. The record is from RefSeq and is a predicted model, not a curated record. Gene Ontology annotation, cellular component: external side of plasma membrane; signaling receptor complex. NCBI's taxonomy places the organism in Eukaryota, Metazoa, Cnidaria, Anthozoa, Scleractinia, Pocilloporidae. Gene Ontology annotation, biological process: cytokine-mediated signaling pathway.
UGAUAAAGUUUAACGGCUACAGUGUUUCGAUUUUGGCUUUCACCAUAAAAGGAGAUGGACCACUAAGCGCAGAUGUAUCCGCCAUGACUGAAGAGGACGUUCCUAUUGGGGCUCCUUUCGAAGUACAUGGAAGGAACACGAGCGCUUGGAGUCUUCUGAUCGAAUGGGAAUUUGACCCGAAUGUACGGCUAGUGCUUGGUGUACUCCUCGGAUUUAACGUGCAUUAUUUAAAUGUAAACGACAGCAGUGCACUUUGGAAGGUUAAAACAGUUCAUGAUCCCCUGGCCCGCCAAACGAUACUAACAGGCCUUGAGGAGUACAGAGAUUAUAACAUUACUGUUACCGCGUUCACCAAGAUUGGCGACGGUGCCAAGAGCCCUUUUAUAGUCAGCAGAACAGACGAGCACGUCCCCAGGGCUCCUCCAAAUAACGUCAUUGCUAUAAACACAAGCUCAACAAGUCUUCGCGUGGACUGGGGCGAGGUCCCCUUCCCUGAUCACUUGGGUAUUAUCCGAGGAUACAGGCUCAUUAUGUGGAGAACCAAUCACAGUGAAGUUAUUUUAAGGAACAUAACAAUAUUGGCUCCAACGCGAACGUUCAGCCUCUCAGGAUUAGAGAAGUAUACAAACUACACAAUCCAGGUGUCGGCGUUCACAACCAAAGGAGAAGGAACUAAGAGCGAGCCGACAGUUGUUAUCACUGACGAGGAUGUGCCAACCAGGAGGCCCUCGCAUAUUGCCGCCUGGAAUACGAGCUCUACAUCCAUCUUAUUGUCAUGGAAGCCAUUGGCUGACCCCUACUUUCUUCACGGCAUACCCCGUGGUUACCUCAUCACUUACAACAGAAUAGAUGGUCUGGAAUCCACCGUACAAGUACAAGUGCACAGCUCAACAUUGUCUCUGGAGGUGGAAAGUUUAGACGAGUACGUUGAGUAUCAAUUCAGGGUUUGUGCCUUUACAGUGAAGGGAGCAGGUCCUUUUUACAGUAUCAACUGCACAACAGAUCAGGAUGCCCCAGGAGCUCCCCCGCAACACGUUUUUGGCUACAACAUCAGCAAACAUGACAUCCAGGUCCUUUGGGAGGAAGUUCCCUUUCGUGACGUCAAUGGCAUCCUGCUUGGAUAUAUGGUUUUCUUCAAUGAGUCAUCGGACGAAGUCUUUAAUGAAACUGUUCCAUUUCCAAGAAAAAACGUCACUUUAAGCUUUCUAAGACCAUAUACCUUCUACACGAUACAAGUGCUCGCAUUUACCAUAAAAGGAAAUGGCCCAAAGAGCCCGCCAAUAAUCGUAAGAACAGAAGAAGAAGCACCUCAGGUAUACCCCUGGAAUGUGACUGGGUACAACACUACCUCUCGGUCUAUCCACUUACAGUGGUCUGCUAUUCCACAGGAAUUAGUGGCUGGCGUUUUACGGGAAUACAGAGUAGUCUACGUCGAAUUGAACGAUUUGAAUUAUCCGGUAAAGACGCAUGUGCUAAGAAUGCCAAUCGACCAAUUGUCUGUAAACCUGACAAAUCUUGAAAAGUAUACCAACUACAGUUUUCAAAUUCAAGGAAUCAGCAAGUUCUUUGGUGUAAAUAGUCCACCCAUUAUUAUCAUCACAGAUCAAGAUGUGCCGAGUCAUCCACCGCUGAAUAUCAUCUCAACUAACACAAGUUCCACAAGUCUAUUGAUCACAUGGGAACACAUUCCCAAGAAACUCAUUCAUGGCAUUCUCCUGGGAUACCGAGUGUUUUAUCAUCAGCGCGCAAACGAAUAUUAUGGGGGAAGAAGGAACAGAAGAUCAGUCGAAACUAUUAACGAAACAAUUCGAACCUUACCCCCGAAUGCAACAUCUCUUAGGAUAUUCAACCUAAAAAAGUUUACUUAUUAUUCCUUCCAAGUUGUUGGCUUUACGAGUAAAGGCGACGGCCAAAUAAGCCUAACUUAUAACGUGAGCACAGAUGAGGACAUCCCUAGUAAGCCACCUAUGGGACCUAGCGCGGUUAACUUGAGCGGACCACAUUCCAUUUUGGUUUCCUGGAAACCAGUCCCAGAGGGUUUUGUGCACGGUAUCUUGUUAGGAUAUCGCAUCCUCUACAGAGUACUAAGUAUAGCUGAAGUAAACGUAAGGCAACCUACGGUAACUGCGACAGCCAAACCAACAGCACUAAAUAUUACCUUGACACAGCUUCUGAAUUACGCUGUAUAUGACAUACGAGUGUUAGCAUUCACAGUGAAAGGGGACGGAAUGGACACUCGAAGCAUAAUAGCUGAAACUUGCAGAUGCCCACUGCAAAUGACGACCAACUGGCAUUCCCUGCCUCCUUACAUGAAAAGUGUCAAGGUUUCUAACAAGGGAACUAUUCCAUUCAUAUUAAACUGGGCAACUCACACGUGUUGUCUACCUUGCGCCAAUGGCCACGGAUCCUCUUCAGUGGAUUAUGAGCAUGACAGAGGAGGAGUAACCGCUGAAAAGGAUAACGUGUCGUCAGUACACAAGAUUGAGUACGAGUCGGACUUCAGCUUUCCCAUAGAGGGAUACAGGGGUCAAUCUACAUUUGGGGUGUAUCGCUACGUACCCUUAAUGGAGUCGCCCGGGGUGGCUUUUGUCGCUCCUGUACCGUCACUUGAUGAGAGAGCCAGUUUUGUGAUAUGGGUCACUACUGCCUGCUUUCCUAUGUUUCUCCUGUCAUUGUUAAUGAUGGUGCUGGCCGCAAGUGUUAUAUGGGUUCUGGAAUCGACUGCUAACCCGGAGGAGUUUCCAAGUUCGUUCACCGGGGGAUUAUGGGAAGGAUUUUGGUGGUCCUUUAUCACAUGCACGACACUAGGUUAUGGUGACAAGAUUCCUCGUACUUUUCUGGGGCGACUUUUUGGGAUAGCCUGGACACUAUUCGGCCUCGUUAUGAUGUGGUUUCUUGUAGCUGAUAUGACCAAUGCUCUUAUAUCAUACUCUAUGCUUCAAACCACUAACAGGAAAGUUUACGGUGCUAGGGUUGGAGCCAUCCAAGGUUCCCCGGAAUAUUUACUUGGACUGCGCAAGGUGGCCAAUAUGAAUCCAGUUCAACAGUAUCAUACAUACUAUGCCAUAAACAAAGCUCUCAAAGACAAAGAAAUAGAUGGUGCCCUUAUUGACGUGUAUGUCCUGUCUAUGCAAAAGCAUCUGUCCUCCAACCGUAAUUUGCGCGUAAUUAAAGUCUUCGACUAUAAGAAGACCUACGGAGUGGUUCUGGCAGGGCCGUCAAUGAAGUUAGAAAAGUGUUUCCUUGACUUUGUAAAAUUCAACAAACGGGAGAUUUAUCACAGGAUUCAAGAAACGAUAUGGUUACCAAGGCCUCAGGAGGAAUCAGUUGCGGAGGAGAUGAGCGGCGGAUUGUUUGACACAAAUAGUUCUCAGUUCUCUUUCAGCUAUCUCUUCCUAACGAGUGUCUUGGGCUUUGCACUUCUUUGCGGGUUGGUGGGCCAGAUCUAUUGCAAGAAAGUAAAACAGCACUCAAACAUAAUAGGCCCUGACAAACAUUUUGCGUCCUUGCGACAAGAAUUGAGUCAAGAGGUGAACACAUUUUAUCUGAGGGUCUCUAAAAUUGCCAACGAACUGAGGAGAGCUCAUAUCAAGGAAAAACGACAGCUCCUGGAACGCAGAAGAAGAAAAAGCUUCUUCCAAAUCACCCUGACUUCGGUUAGAAAGUUACCACCGACAAAUGACAUAGAUUGAACCUGUUCUAGAUCUUGCAACAUUGUUUUGCGUAAACGAUUAAAGAAAAGAUUGAGCAAAGGUUCGCAAAGGUUCGCAAGACGUGAUGUCACAAAAACCCUGUUGGUUGUAUAAACAAUGGCCUUCAUUUGGCGUGAAGUAUGCACGGAUAUUUAUCCACGCACAUUUAUCCACGCACAUUAUCUGUUCCGAGAUGCGAACAGUUUUCCGAGAGCGAAGCUCAAGGAAAACUGUGAGCUUCGAGGGGCAGAUAAUGUGCAAGGACAAAUAGACGAGCAUAUUUUCGCGCCAAAUGGAAGUUAUUGUGUUUAUUAUUCUUCAAAUAUUUUAAUCGCGCAGGAUGAAUGUUUAUGGACGGCUUAACGUUUACGGUGUGGUAUGUUCUCUAAUACGAUUUUAUGAACAAAGAAAAGAACAUGUUUCUUCUUCUGUAACAACCAUCUUGACUUACGCGAUCACAAUAGAGCAGGGAGCCAUUGUCGAGGACAAAAAUCUAUAGUAUAAUUAUUAUAUUGUAUUGUAUGGAAAAAUUCACGUUGGAUACGCUUCUUCAAAACCACUCCACUUCAGAACAGUUCGCAGUUCAUGUGGUGGGAAAAAAACUGCAGACAAAGGUGUAAUAAAUGUCAUAUAAAUAACCAACAGCCUUUAUUUUAUUAUAAAAUAUGCUCCAGACUCUCAGUGUUCCUUCAUACGACUAAGUGAGCGGACAAGUUUGUCUCUUCCUUUGUUAUAAAAAGGAAGACCUUUAUCGCGUUGAGCACAAAGUUUGAAAAUUGGGGAAUGUAAUGAAGAAAAUAUCACCGAACGAUCGCCUGUUUUACCCAUACGGCAUAUUUAGUCACGUGAUGCGUUAAAGCCGAUUGCGCGUACAGUAGUUUAAAAUAUUUGAUGCAUUAGAGCUAGUGAUAUUUGUCUCAAGAAAUAGAUAUUUAUCUUAGCACAUUUAGAUAACUUGUGAGAAUAAUAGGUUCCAUUGUAAUUCUAAAAUAUACUGCUCCGUAAGCUAAAUUCUUUUGCAUGAUCGGUUGCCACGAAAUACUUAAGAAAAUUGAAAAGUGAUGAGUUUCCGAUCACGAAGACAAUCUAGUUUUAUCACAAUACUCUUUUAAGCUAUUUUACUCUGAGAGACAAUACAACAACGUUCGAAGACAGGUAAAAGGUUCUUUGCUGAGGUUAAAAAGGUAUGACUUGAAUUUUAGACUCGACUUGUCCAAUUCGAACAGUAUUAAUACUGCCCUACGUCGAUAUGAACUGCAUCAUCAUCGAUCUUGCUGACCUGUUGUGGAAGGUCUGGCUCUUGACGCGGGCGCACGUCCACGUGUGUGGCUUCCUUCACUCGCUUCGUGGCCUUAACGUGUCGCACACAGCACGUUAUGACAAAUGAAAGCGACAAAAAAAUCACACAUCCGACAAAGAUUGAAAUCGCUAUGAAUUUUGAGUUCUUCUUUGGGUCAGCAGCUCUACUCUCAUCCCUUGAAACUAAACGCGCUUGUGUUGACCCACGCACAUGCUUGCGAUGCUUGUGUAUCUCGCUGUUAAGAUCAUGCGCAUGUCUUGAGAAAUCUGUCUUUGUCGUCAGAUGAGUUUCAGUUGUAAUAAAACCACUAGAUUUUUGAUGUCCAGCUUCAGGUUCCAGCCCAUACUCCAAACCGUGACCACGGGAAAUAGGAAAAGUCGCCGUCACAUCGAACAAAACCAAAACGCCCAAAAAUAUGACAAGAAGCGAUCUUUCCAUAGUUUAAACAAACGUAGCGAUAUAUUUCACAAUCUUCAUCCACAAACGUCCGAGUUAAAACUACGUCAUAAUGACGCAUAUCGUCGACGAAACUAAUUCCAAUUAGAGGAGAGCAGUUCCAAUUACUUUCAGCUGAACGUAAAUUAACCACAAGGCUACUUCAAAGUAGAUUCACUCAUUACCUCGCUGAGAGCACCUUGUCAUUCCAUUCUUUUGAGUCGAUGGCUUCUUUCCGAUUGUCCAGUAGCAUAACGAACAAAGGUG